CAUUUAACAUUGUUCUGAUUAAAUUCUGUAACAAAAUCUAUAUAUAUCUAGUUGUAACGGCAAAGGCAAAAAAAACGAACUUGUUCUUUCUCAUUUCGACUGUGAUAUGCAUGACCAAUGAUAUUGUAUGUAUGGACUAUCUGCAAGUCCACGAUAAAGUCAUGUGACCAGUCAGUUACAAUGAUUAUUAUAGAUUAUUACACUCACCGGGUUAAGAAUCCUUUGAGGUUUUAAGACAAAUAUAAAACUGACAAUUAGAGAAACAGUUAAUGUAUGACAGUAAAAGUACAUCAUAAACGGGACUUGACUUUUAUUUUCUACAAAUAAGGAACGUGAUAUUUUUUUAGAUGUCCUAAAUACAAUGUAUUGGGAAUUCUCUAAUUCUAUGUUCAAUAAUCUUUGCAUUUCUUGUGCUUUUCUUUUUGUAGUUUUGCUGUUCUGUCACCCCAGCUUUGAAAUGUUUAUUUAUCGUUUAAAUAAUUCUUUACAUCUAUAAGGCUACUAAAUUGACAGAUUUUUGUUUCACAUAAAACAGUCAUGACACGUGUGAAUUAGCUUUACCUAACUCAUUAAAAUGUUGUUAUGUGACCAGUUGAAAAGUGCAAGCGCACCACAUCCAGGCUAGUGAAUACAGCAAUUUAUCACAACUUUGACGUUUGCAUUGUCACCUUUAUGAUAUAAUAAUAUAAAAUACGCGACAACAUAUGCAUAAAUAUUAUAUUUUUUUUUAUUAGCAAUCCAAGGAAAAGAACCUACGUGUGUUAUUUCGCAGUAAGCAGCAAUGAUGGUGUCCUUAAAAGUAUUAGUUGGAUUAACUAUAAUAGCAUUUUGUAGAGAAGCACAAUGUCAAAUGCAAGGUAUGAUGAGGAUGAUGAAUUCGAUCCCGACUAUGGUCAAUGGCAUGCGUGAAAAUCAGGCCAAAGCGGCAUUGGCGCCAAUAGUAAAGUACGUAGUUGGAAAUACAGCAACGCCCAGUCCAGAGAUGGUCAACUUUGCCGUUAUCGCGGGAAGCGCCCCAGUGACACAGACCGAGAAAAACGCUUAUUUAGACAUGAUGAAAAAGGUUGCUAGACGCACUCCAGAGGUGAUCAUGCAAUUCCUAAAACUUGAAAAGAAUGGUUCAUACGUAUUGGAUGAAUUCGGACUAGAUGCUCAUAUUACAAAACGGGCAAUGCAAUUUUCGAUAGCAAGCGAGGCAAAGAAAAAUCGAAAAAAUAAAGAAAAAGAAAAGGAAAGGACACAAGAGCUUGAACGAAUUCGAAUGAUGCAAGACCAUGAACUAAGUUUAUUGCAAGCACUUGGUCAUGGCAAUAACGCCGCUGAUACAGUCCAAGGUCAAAACACUUUAAAUACAUUUACAGUUCAAGACCCUUUUGUUAUAGCGUCAACACCCUCUCCAUUUGAUGCAGGGUUAUUCGGAUAUGAUAUUUACGGUGGUGGUCCUGUGACAGACUUCUUCGCUCCUAGCCAUCCAGUUCAUGUAGACGCUCCUGCUCAGCAUACUCCUGUAUCAAACGCUGCCCAACCGGAAUUUAUUUCAUUAUUGGAUAUUUUGAGGAAUUCCAACAACAAUAAUAAUCAAGGAAGUAGAAGCAACUUUACUGUAUCCAACCAAAUGUCGCCAACGCCGACUGUAGGUCAAAACAUGAUGAUGAAUGGUGGUAUGGACUUCGGAUUUGGUUUCUAACGUGUCAAAAACAUUGUGAUUUAAAUGUUUCAAAGUUUCAAAGUUUAUUUCAAUCAGAACCAUUAGACUUAAAAGCCCAUGAGAAAUACAUAUUCAAAACUUAAUGACGAACAAUUUAUACAUUUAACAAUAAUUUCAUUUUAACAAUAAUCUUGCAAACAUAAUUUACUUUGGAGAAGGUUUUUUCAGACUUAUUCACCUUAGCCAAUUGUGACAUUUUUCGAACUAAAUUUCAGUUUACCUCUUUCCAGUUUUAAAGUCAACCUUUUAACGAAACGAAACAUAAAGGUGACUGACAGGAGUGAACAUAAUAUUAAGAUAACCUACAUGACCUAUUGUGCUACAUAUGAACAAUACACAUUAAUAUCUAUUAUAUAAAUACAGCACAAUAAAGUGAUAUGUAUUCUUUAAAUUAAAGCUUAACAUGGUUAACAAUCUAAAUAAAUAUUUGGAAAAAACAUAUGCCUUAUUUCAAAUACCCUAUAAUAUUUCUUUACGUUUUUUAAAAGAUGUGUGUAUGAAAGUUCUAAGCAUUCUUACUAUCAUCUGGUUUUAGUUAUUCAUCUAGUAUAUAAAUUUGUACAUAAAUUAUUUGGUCUUCGCCAAUAUUUUGAUAAUAAUAUUUAUGUCUUGAAAAUGUAUUGAAUAACAUAUAACUGUAUCGUACAUUGUUACAUGUUUACCGAUUUCCUUUUACAUAAAGAUUAAAUGUGACAUCAUAUAAAGUGUAUAUAUGGUACACCAGAUCAUUACUCUUUGAUUAAUCU
Molecule: messenger RNA, 2454 nt
Organism: Ruditapes philippinarum (Manila clam)
Lineage: Eukaryota; Metazoa; Mollusca; Bivalvia; Venerida; Veneridae
Exons: 2
Coding region: 782-1687 (301 amino acids)
Source: RefSeq, a predicted model, not a curated record